AUGGCAGUUCACACUAGAAAAAUUGGCAAUGACGUCGUCUCACCCAUUGGUUUUGGCCUUAUGGCCCUCUCUGCGUUCUAUGGUGCCACCGAGAAAGACGAAGACAGGUUCAAGGUUCUGGACGCGGCACUCGAAGAGGGUUGUACCUUCUGGGAUACGGCUGACGUUUAUGGCGAUAGUGAGGAACUGUUGGGGAAAUGGUUUAAAGAGUCUGGGAAUCGCGAGAAGAUCUUCCUCGCUACCAAGUUUGGUACAGUAGGAACACCCGAGAGGAUGAUCAACGGCGAACCCGAAUACGUCAAGGUUGCUGUGCAAGGGUCCCUCAAGAAGCUCAGGAUCGACACCAUUGAUUUGUACUACCUUCAUAGGGCUGAUCCCAUUGUUCCGAUUGAGAUCACGGUCGGGGCAAUGGCGGAGCUUGUAAAGGAAGGAAAGGUCAAAUACUUAGGAUUAUCGGAAGUUUCUUCAGAGACUCUUCGCCGUGCUUAUGCUGUUCAUCCCAUCGCCGCUGUUCAAGUCGAAUAUUCGCCUUUCACUCUUGACAUCGAAGAUGACAAGAUUGCGUUGCUGAAAACGUGCCGGGAGCUUGGAGUGACUGUGGUUGCUUAUUCGCCUUUGGGGCGCGGAAUGUUGACGGGUCGCUUCAAAUCUAUUGAUGAGUUGGAUGACGACGAUUUCAGGAAGGCUAUUCCCAGAUAUCGGGAUAACUUCCCAAAUAUUUUGAAGCUUGUUGACGGUCUGCGAGAAAUAGGGAAGAAGUAUGGCGCGACGGCGGGACAAAUUUCGCUCGCAUGGCUUCUCGCCCAGGGAGACGACAUCAUUCCCAUUCCAGGAACCAAGGGAAUUAAGUAUCUCAAAGAAAACAUCGCUGCUAGUAAGGUAAACCUAAGUCUGGAGGACGUUGGGGAGGUCAGGGCAAUUGCGAAGAAGGCCGAUGUGUUCAAGGGAGAUCGCUUCCCACCUGGCAUGAUGGAAACAUUAUUUGUGGAUACUCCGAAGCUAAGCUGA
Molecule: messenger RNA, 1008 nt
Organism: Laccaria bicolor S238N-H82
Lineage: Eukaryota; Fungi; Basidiomycota; Agaricomycetes; Agaricales; Hydnangiaceae
Exons: 9
Coding region: 1-1008 (335 amino acids)
Cellular component (GO): cytoplasm
Source: RefSeq, a predicted model, not a curated record